UAAUGCAAGAAUUAUUGCAUUAUAUUACACAAGACAACUAGUCGAUUAUAUUGUCUGAGACUCGUUGCAAUUUUUUCAUCUAUAGUCCCCCCUUUUCUUUUUUACAAUAAUAUUUUAUUUUAUUUUCUCUCAACAAAGAAAUUUAAUUACAACAUGUUGCAUGAAAGUCUCGGUAAAAAUCCAGAAAUUCUGACGAAUAAUCGCCUCUUGGAAUUUAAUUCCAUUGUUGAAUGAAACUUAUACCUCUCAACAUCCACAAACCAUAAGAGUACUCAACACUUCUUUCUUCUUCUUCUUCUUCUUCUUCUUCUUCUUCUUCUGCUUUUUUUUUCUUCUUCCUUCUGUGUCUAACUUUGUCAGAAUUUCUUCAUCCAUCACCGAUUUCUUGAAAAGUAUAUAUACAUAUGAUCAACGGAUUUUAAUUAGUUUGAUCGAUCAUCAUCAGAGGCUGCAAGGAAACAGCACACAGCUAUCCUCGUCGUCCCAUACAGAUGUUAGAAUCUGAGGAUUGAUCGAAUCAGAUCUGAAGAGAGCUUCAAGAAUAAUAUAUUGGAAGAGCUUCAUCAGUAUAUAUCCUCUGGGUUUGUAUCUCUGCCGAAGAAUUCCCAGAAUCAAAACUGUGUGAUGACUACAAAGGGAGACUAUAAGACAACAUAUUCAUAGAGCAACCAUUAAAAGCACAUAUAAACAAAACAAGCAAUGGCUGAUGAAGAAAUGAUUAAUGGAGGCCAUAAUUAUAUUGGAGAGGAAGGUGCAGACAACAUGUUACAAGAUGAUUCCUCAGAGAAUUCAUCGAUUGAUCUGAAUGAAGAAGCAGACAGCAAUCACUUGAUUUGUGAUCCAAUGAAUAACAAUAAUGACAUGUCAUCCGGCGACGGCGAAUUAACGAGAUCGGGGGAUAGCUCAAAGUCAGGAGAGCAAGGGAAUCAGGAGAAGAAGAACACAGUCAGACAGUAUAUCAGGUCGAAAAUGCCGAGGCUGAGGUGGACUCCUGAUCUCCAUCUUUCAUUUGUUCAUGCCAUUGAAAGAUUAGGUGGACAAGAAAGAGCAACUCCCAAAGCAGUUCUUCAGCUCAUGGAUGUUAGAGGACUCAGCAUUUCUCAUGUCAAAAGUCACUUACAGAUGUAUAGAAGUAAGAAACUGGAUGAAUCUGGCAAAGUAAUAGGACAAGGGAAUAGGAUUUAUGUCCAAGGGAGAAACCACCUUUAUGGAAGUGCUCAUCAUCACCAUCAUCAUCAUCAUCAUCACAGCAAAUGCAGCAGCCCUUUUCAUCAGCUAAGAGUAGAAAAUGGUGGGAUUGUUUUGGCCAGGAAUUCGAAUCAUGAUGAUCGGACACUCAACUUCCCACAAACCCCAUUCAACUCCACAAAAUCUAUACUAUCCAGAUAUCAGCAAAAAAUUUCACCUCAUCAAGAAGCCAAAAUGAGGCUUGAUUCCGGGCUAACUUCGCAUUCAGCCAUGGCGAAGCUGUCCAAUCCUAUGCGUACUACUAAUGCCGCCAUGCCAGAAGGCUAUCCGGUCAGGCCGGCCCAAUUUCUUGAAGAAAGACGGUGGCCACCGCGACAAACAAUGAUCCAACAAAACCAAUUACCUAAGCGAAGAGAAUUCCAAACCUCAAACAUUUGGUCACAGAACUUGUCUCGCUGGAGAAUGUCCAUUGACACCAACCAGCAAACAAUGAUGAAAUCCAGCAUCACACCUCAUAAUAACCCUAAGCCACUGAUCAAUCUCGACCACUCCUUAAGGCUACAGAUGAAUGAGGAUAAGAGAAACAUCCAAAUUCAGGGUAAAGAACAAAGCUGGUUUUCUGGUCAUGAUUUACAGCUUAGCCUGAGCUUAAAUGGCAAUGAACAUUAUCAGAAGGGAUGCUGCAGCAAAGGUGGGGAAUCAGACAUCAACACACAGCUUUCUCUUGCUUUGAGUGCUCCACAUUCAUCAGGAGCUGCAACCUAGACAGACACCUACCCCACCAAAUUACCAUAUUUUCUACAUACACCAGUAUAUAUAUAUAUAUAAUUAUAAUCUGUGAUUGAUACCACAGGCAUACACAUUAUUAGAUUUAUAUAUAUAUAUAUAAUUUCAGAGAUGGAGGCAGGCUGAGUACUUGAGAUCUGACCGUGUAUGCUUGAGAGCAUAGGAGUGAGAUCUUGUAAGUACUCAGCCCUUUUAGGAGAGAGAGAGAGACAGACAGACAAACCUUCUUUAACUACAUACAUUAUACACACAGUUAAUGAUCAUUGUACGUAUAUAUACGCUAUGCAUUUUAUACUAUACAUAUAUACAUACACACAUGACAGUUUGGCGUUUUGUUAAGGGGUUUUUGCUGAACCCAUGCUUGCCAUGUGCAUAUUAAAUAUAGGACAAUUCAAAUUUUUUUGCUAACAUAUGAACUCAUAUAUACGUACUGGAUAUAUAUAU
Molecule: messenger RNA, 2418 nt
Organism: Andrographis paniculata
Lineage: Eukaryota; Viridiplantae; Streptophyta; Magnoliopsida; Lamiales; Acanthaceae
Product: two-component response regulator ARR1-like
Exons: 7
Coding region: 700-1953 (417 amino acids)
Molecular function (GO): DNA binding; DNA-binding transcription factor activity
Source: RefSeq, a predicted model, not a curated record